Messenger RNA from Penicillium diatomitis, 1731 nucleotides. RefSeq names its product protein phosphatase regulator REG1. Gene Ontology annotation, biological process: cellular response to glucose starvation; protein catabolic process in the vacuole. The record is from RefSeq and is a predicted model, not a curated record. The coding region runs from base 1 to 1731 and encodes 576 amino acids. NCBI's taxonomy places the organism in Eukaryota, Fungi, Ascomycota, Eurotiomycetes, Eurotiales, Aspergillaceae. The transcript has 2 exons.
AUGACGACGGUGCUAGUCAAUCCCCGCGAUCAGCCGUCGCACCAAUUUGCUCGCGACUCCGUCCAGUCGCCGACGGUGCAGCGCUACUUUCUGGGCGACCACGGCGUGCCGCCCAAAUCUUCCCCAAUGCAACUCGCAUACUCGCCGCGAGAGUGUCCCAGUCCGGUGCCCUCGUCGACUCUCUCCUCCCUCCCUGCGUCACCCAACUUCAUCGCCUCCGCCCAGGAUCCCCUUGCAUACACCCCCACCACCCUGAGCAGUCUCUCCCUCGCCGACGAUCACGAGGACUUGAUCCUCCCCGCAUAUGAUACCGAGCUCCACAAGUUGCCCAAACCCCUCGAGAGCGACCGUGACCGCGAUCAGGAUACGGUGAGCGAUGCGUCGGCGGAUGGCGCGUCCCAAACGCCCACGUGGUCGUGCCAGACACCCGCGGCAGACGACACCUCGGUAGAGGAGGAGCCCUCCCGGCACGUGGAUUAUCUAUCGCACGAGUGGCGGGAGGAAGAUAUCUGGGCGUCCUGGCGCUAUGUCACCGCUCGAAAGGAGUCGUAUAGUAACGGGGUUCGAUUGGAGAAUGCGUCGUGGAGGACGUGGGCCAAGGCGAAGCACAAUCUAGGGACCGUUUCCCCGGAGGCAUUGAAUUGGCUCAAGGAUUGCGAUGUCACAUUGCUCUAUGGACCCCUCAAGACGUCUUCGUUUCGGGACGUCAUGACCCUCAACGCAUCGCCUCCACCCAGUCGACUCGAAACGCCCAGCUCCUACCUCGAGCCCAAACCCAUCCUCAAGAAAAAGACCAUGUCCGAGACGAUUCUGCAACGGUCGCUUUCGCAGCACGUACUUCUACAACACGCGGGGGCCAUUCUUAAGGCGCAAGAGGCCGGAAAUAAUUGGACCCGACCCUCGUUUCCACGAUCCAAUACCGAUCUGGACCAUCUCGCUCACCGCACCGGCAGUUCUACCUACUCACUGGGCGGCACGGUGACGACCUCGUCCUGGUCGGGUAUGACCUCCCCCAGUGAACGACGACACAUCCAUUUCAACAAUGAAGUGGAGCAGUGCAUCGCCGUGGAGAUCAAGGAUGUCGACGAUGAUGAGCGCUGGCCACCGGCAUUCGAGGAAGAGUCAUCUUCGGAUGAUAGCGUCGUCAUGAUGCGACAAAUCCCCAGCGGUGUCCCCCUCAGCAGCUGCAGCACACCUCGCAACAGUUUUAGCAGUGAUAGUAAGACAAUUGCGCCUCUCCCUUCUACCACCCUCAAAUAUCGCGGCGACACCCCCGAACCUCGAGAGUCACUAUUCAGUCGCUGGUCCACGUCGACUUCAUCAUCUCCUUCAUCUUGCUCUGUCUCCCCCUCCCCAUCUGCCUCCUCUCCCUUCGCCGCCGCAGCUUCUCCAUCUUCCUCUCCGUCCGCCAAAUUAUCCCCCACUCCCUCAGUCGCCACUCUGCGACCUCCCCAACCAUCGGCCAACUUCCUCUUGGACGACGACGAUGAAGACCCGUCUUUGGAUUUUACGGGUCAAUAUCUGCAACGCGACCAGCCCUGGUUUGCCGCCGAGGAUGAAGAGGAUCGGCCCGACCGACCCCUGCAUCUCACCUCUUCGGGCAUGUUCAUGCCGUAUGGUGACAAUGAAGGGGAGUCUGCCAAUCCCGGCAUCCUCGGCCGUGUGGUUGAUACCGUCAAUACCGCUCGUGACAUUGCCCAUGUGAUCUGGAACGUGGGCUGGCGUCGGUGA